Molecule: messenger RNA, 990 nt
Organism: Aphanomyces invadans
Lineage: Eukaryota; Oomycota; Saprolegniomycetes; Saprolegniales; Verrucalvaceae
Exons: 1
Coding region: 381-755 (124 amino acids)
Source: RefSeq, a predicted model, not a curated record
GCGACACCAAGUUUUCGAGAUGGAGGUUCCUGGUGGUAUCCUGGGGGGUGUCUUGGGCGCAGCCGUGGUCAACGCAGCGGAAGUGUCGCUUGGCGCUGCGAAGGUCAGGAGAUGUGGGAUGGGUCAGAGGCAGCUUCUUGGUAGAUGAGGGAAGCAUCUGCUUGGUCGAAGCAGCCUCAAAGAAUCCAUCGCCGUUGUUCUGGUACUGAACGUUCUCGUCAACAAGGCGGUCGGUAAAGUCACAACACGAUGGGGCGUUCAAAGGAAUCGCUGGAGUCGAAUGGGAAGGAGUUCGAGCUGGAGUACCAUGGACUGAAGACGUUGAGGCACGUGUAGCGUGAGAUUUCGAUGGAGUUGUUAUGGCAUCAUUUGGAUGAGCGAUGCCGUCGGCCGCAACUGGAGGUUCGACCGACUCAUUCUUGUCUUCUUUCGUUUCUCCGUGUGGACGGACGUCGGAGUCAAUAGCGUCGACGGAAUCCUCUUGGACAACGAGGGGUUCGCAUAUGGAGGCGUUCGCUUUUACGCCUGUCACUUCGCAUGUCGAUUCGCGCGCUUUAUUGGAUGCUUCGAUCAAAUUCGACACUUCGCAAGGUGCAGCAACGUCCACAGGUGAUUCUGGAUCGAUACCUUCGACAGACGCACUUGUUGGAUUCGGCUGCUGGACAUCGCAUGCGUCCGCCUCUUCACUUUCAUCAUGGCCUUCACGAGCAGCACUCUCGUCUCCGUCACAGUUAAACAUUUCGCUUUCUUCAUGAAUGGGGCUCAUGGAGGAGUCCACAUCUUCUUCGCUGCACAGCAAGGACAAUCCAUCGUUGUCGCCUGCCGAGCUGUUUGCAUUGACAAAAUCAGUCACUCCGUCGUGCGCAUGGGCUUCUUCGUUGCCCAAUUCUUCCGUCAUAUGGGCGAGGACCUCUGCCACUGUUUCUUCCUGGCCAGCAGCAUCAGCCGCGUUUGUCCCUGCGUACGUCGCCAUGUCAACGGGAUGCUGCC